AGAAUUAAAGAUUCUCUCUCUCUCUCUGCGCAAUACAAAGAAGAGAAAAAAUCAAUCGCGAAAAACAUUGCAAAAUUUCAGUGGUGCAGCAAUGGAAGCUCAAGGUCAAGGCGACGAAUUUGCAAUUGGCUGCAUACUAUCAAUCAAAACGACUCUCGGCGAAGAAUUCCAAGCACAAGUCAUCUCUUUUGACCGCCCUUCCAACCUCCUCAUCCUUCAAGAGGAAUCGAAAUCUGGGGCAGGGCCGAAGAGGAAUAUUAGGUUGCUGAAGGCUAAUUACAUUAAAGAAUUCAAUUUUUUAGGUCAAGGCGACGACCCACUUGAUGUGAAGAAGUGUUUUCUCGAUCUCAAUACUCUUCAGUCCAAAGAAGAGUCUGCUAUUAGACAAGCGGAGGCUGAGGCCGAGAGGAUUGGUGUGGGUGUUACAGCUCAAGCUCAGAGCCUCUUUGAUGCUUUGUCCAAAACACUCCCGGUUCGCUGGGAUAAAAGCACGAUUGUUGUGAUGAACGAAGUGCGAGUGAGCAGCCCUUAUCUCCCCGAAUCAGUUACUGGAGGAACUGCUGCUGCCAAUGAACGGGUGCGAAAAGUGGUCGAGUUUGAGAAGAAGAGACUGCAAUCUCGCUAUGGCAGUCAAUGAAGGAAUUUUGUUAAGGUAAUUCUAGUUUCUGUGAACCUAGAGAGAGAGCAUGACAUAUGAGGUAAGAUGGUGUAACAAUUAUAUCAAUUCUCUCUGAUUUUUCACUUUUAUAAGAUUAUUAUUCUGAA
Salvia miltiorrhiza (redroot sage) is the source of this 765-nucleotide messenger RNA. RefSeq lists its product as uncharacterized. NCBI's taxonomy places the organism in Eukaryota, Viridiplantae, Streptophyta, Magnoliopsida, Lamiales, Lamiaceae. The record is from RefSeq and is a predicted model, not a curated record. The transcript has 5 exons. Bases 92 to 637 code for a protein of 181 amino acids.